Molecule: messenger RNA, 1833 nt
Organism: Aureobasidium melanogenum CBS 110374
Lineage: Eukaryota; Fungi; Ascomycota; Dothideomycetes; Dothideales; Saccotheciaceae
Exons: 2
Biological process (GO): positive regulation of transcription by RNA polymerase II; DNA-templated transcription
Molecular function (GO): sequence-specific DNA binding; DNA-binding transcription factor activity, RNA polymerase II-specific; zinc ion binding
Source: RefSeq, a predicted model, not a curated record
AUGCAAGCCCCAGCAGCAAGACCAGCCAAGGCCAAAGCCAAAGGCAGCGCCCCUGCCCACCCUCAGGCUGGCGCCGCACCGGCUGAAGAUGGCUCGUCGCGAGUGGCUCACACGCUGACCGCAUGCUCACGCUGCCGACAGCGCAAGACACGAUGCGACCCUGGCCUGCCACGCUGCGGGCCCUGCGAGCGAACAAACUCGGUGUGCGAGUACUGGGACCCGGCAAAGGGCAAGAACGUCAACCGCGACUAUGUCAUCUACCUGCAGCAACGUGUGCGACAACUCGAGCUCGAGCUGGACAAGGUCGAAAACGAUGAGGGACACGACGACCCCGAAGUCAUGGUCCGCAGCGGCGCCAGCGUCAAGCUGCAAGAGCACGAUGAGACAAAGUACCUGGGCCCUGCGAGCGGCACUCAGAUCACCCGCCUGGUCAUGCAACUCGCCAAACACUUUACCGACUCCAAGUCCAUCAAGGAGAUUGUCAAUGAGACCAAGGCUCGCCAGGUCAAGGCUCUCUAUGCCGAAGAGGCCACCAAACCCACCUCCAAGAUCUACCCUCUGACCAGUGAUGUUGCCGCCGAAGACUUGCCCAACCGCAGCCUGACCGACCUCCUGAUCCAAUUGUACAACCUCAAAGUUCAGCCCAUGUAUCCCGCUCUCCACGAGCCUUCGUUCGCCAAAGACGUAGAUGUUGUCUACAACGGGAGUCCGGAUCCCUAUCAGAACUACAUAGUUCGAAUGGUCAUUGCCAUCAGUCUGCAAAAGAUGGACACUCAGUACGCCGGUCUUGCUGACAGCUAUUAUCUGGCCGCCCUACAGUACCUCACCCCAGUCAUUCGCCCCAUGAAUCUGAGGACUCUGCAAGCCUUCGCUCUGAUUGCUGAGUACUCAUUGCUUACUCCCACCCGCACCGCCAUCUAUUAUGUCAUGGGUCUUGCUGUCCGUCUUGCGCAAUCUCUGGGCAUUAAUGAAGAGCGCACCAUCACUCGCACUGCCUCUGGAGGAACCGCCAACUAUCUCGAGGUUGACAUGCGUCGCCGCCUCUUUUGGUGCACCUUUGUUAUGGAACUUGGUCUGUCGCAUGCCCUCGGUCGUCCAUCCAUACUUGCAACACAUCAAGACCACAUUGAUGUCGAAUUUUUCGAGGCUGUUAGCGACGAAUACAUUACACCCGAUGGUAUCCUUCCCGGCGCUCCGAGGCCAAAUCUCAAAAAGUGGAUCGCAAUCCACUUCUUCAAAAUGCGUAUGUUGCAACUGGAGAUUCGAAGAAAGCUGUACCAGAAGAAGCGACCUACUCCGAAAGACGACAAGGAUAUUUGGUUCUUGCAAAUGAAUGCCAAACUUGAAUCCUGGCGAGACGCCAGUCCCACCAAGGACGAAGGAAGCGGUCUAAACAAAGUCUGGUUUGUUGGCAGAUACCACACCAUGAUUGUCUUCCUGUACAGGCCGUCUCCGCAAGUGCCCAAGCCAUCUGUCUCGGCUGCCUUGAAGGUCUUUGAAGCUUGCCGCUAUAAUAUAUACCUCCAGCGAGAGCAGAUAACAAUGGGUAAUGUUGAUCUGACGUGGAUUUUCACCCAAGCAAUCUUCAUGGCCAUCAACGCCAUGCUGUGGUCGCUAUCAUUCGCCGAGGUGCGCAAGCAGAAUCCCAGACAGGACGUCCAGAAACAUCUUCAGGUUGCCAUGGAAGCCAUCAGACUUGGCUCAGAACGUUGGCCAGGUGUCUUGUCAGCCAUCGAGCUUUACCAUGAUCUUAUCUCUGCCAUCUUGAAGGCAUAUGACAAAGAUGGCGAUAUUCCUCUCCAAGAAGCUACACCUUCUGACAGCGCUUCCCCC